Tarenaya hassleriana is the source of this 2193-nucleotide messenger RNA. RefSeq names its product pentatricopeptide repeat-containing protein At2g22410, mitochondrial. Gene Ontology annotation, molecular function: protein binding; RNA binding. Gene Ontology annotation, biological process: RNA modification. The coding region runs from base 96 to 2150 and encodes 684 amino acids. Lineage: Eukaryota; Viridiplantae; Streptophyta; Magnoliopsida; Brassicales; Cleomaceae. The transcript has a single exon. The record is from RefSeq and is a predicted model, not a curated record.
UCAUCUAAACACUACCACGGACAAGGCAGAACGUCGCCGGAGUUUUCUGCCGGAGAUAUUCCCGACGACCUUACGCCCAAAGGAGUUACCAUCUGAUGAGCAUAUCUAAUGUAACUAAGCCUAGGUUUCUCCUUUCUCCUCCUCAGAUUCCGGAACUCCAUCGUUCACUGUCUUCUCUUCGCCAUACUCGCUCCCUCCCUCGUCACAGAGACAAACCCGUCACCUGGAACUCGACCCACAGCUUCGUACUCCAGAACCCACUUCUCUCAUUGCUCGAAAGAUGCAAAUCCUUGUUCCAUUUGAAGCAAAUUCAAGCUCAGAUGAUAGUUACUGGGUUAAUUCUCGAUGCGUUUGCUUCCAGUCGUCUCAUCGCCUUCUCCGCCUUGUCGGAAUCCCGGAAUCUCGACUACUGUCGGGAGAUUCUCGAAGGGCUUGAGAACCCUAAUCCGUUCUCUUGGAAUGUGGCGAUUAGGGGCUUCUCCGAUAGCGAGAGUCCUGGAGAAGCGGUGCUGCUGUACAAGGAGAUGCUGAGAAAUGGUGGGUGCAGACCAGACAACUUCACAUACCCGGUUUUGUUCAGGGUUUGCGCCGAACUUGGGUUGAAUCGUUUAGGUUAUAUGAUUCUCGGGCAUGUCUUUAAGUUGGGAUUGGAUUUCGUCGUUCAUGUGCACAAUGCUUCGAUUCAUAUGCUUGCCUCUUGCGGAGAAAUGGAGAAUGCGAGGAAGGUGUUCGAUGAAAGUCCUGUGAGGGACUUGAUUUCUUGGAAUUCUUUGAUUAAUGGUUACGUAAAGAUUGGCGAAGCAGAGAAGGCAAUAAGGGUCUACAGGGAGAUGGAAGCUGAAGGAGUUAAGCCCGAUGAGGUGACUAUGAUCGGGUUGGUUUCUUCGUGUGCACAGUUGGAGAAUUUGAAUCUCGGAAGAGAGUUUUAUGGGUAUAUCAAAGAGAACGGACUGAACAUGACUGUUCCUCUUGCAAAUGCCUUGAUGGAUAUGUUCUGUAAGUGCAGGGAUAUCGAUGAGGCACGGAGAAUAUUCGAUAAGAUGGAGAAGAAAACGAUUGUGUCGUGUACUACGAUGAUCGUAGGCUAUGCUAGAUCUGGCAUGGUUGAUGUUGCUAGAAACCUUUUCGAUGGUAUGGAAGAGAAGGAUGUCGUGCUUUGGAACGCGAUAAUCGGGGGUUUUGUCGAAUCCAAACGUGCCCGUGAUGCUUUGGCAUUGUUCCACGAAAUGCAAACAAGCACCACGAAGCCCGAUGAAAUAACCAUGAUCCACUGCUUAUCUGCUUGUUCUCAGCUCGGUGCCCUUGAUCUCGGCAUUUGGAUUCACCAUUACAUCAAAAGACAGAGUCUCGAUCUUAACGUUGCCCUAGGAACAGAGCUUGUUAACAUGUAUGCCAAGUGUGGUAACAUCGCAAAAGCUCUCGAGGUUUUCCAUGAAAUGCCGGUAAGAAACUCGUUGACAUACACAUCCAUCAUCGGAGGCUUAGCGGUUCACGGGCACGCACAAGCUGCAAUAACAUACUUCAAAGAAAUGGUGGAUUCCGGGAUAAACCCGGAUGAGAUAACCUUUCUCGAGGUUCUAUCAGCGUGUUGCCACGCAGGCAUGGUCGAAGCUGGCCGGGACUAUUUUUCGCAGAUGAAAUCAAGAUUCAACCUCGAACCCGAAGUGAAACACUACUCCUGCAUGGUGGAUCUUCUAGGAAGAGCCGGACAUUUGGAAGAGGCAGAGAAGCUCAUAGAGAGUAUGCCGAUGGAGGCGGAUGCCGUGGUCUGGGGAGCGUUGUUUUUCGCCUGCAGGGUUCACGGAAACGUCGUGUCGGGACGGAAGGCGGCCGAGAAGCUUCUGGAACUCGACCCGGGAGACAGCGGAACGUAUGUAAUGCUGGGAAGUAUGUAUGGUGAGGCAAACAUGUGGGAAGAGGCGAGGAGAGUGAGGAGGAUGAUGCAGGAGAGAGGCGUGGAGAAGAUUCCUGGCUGCAGCGCCAUUGAAGUGAACGGUGUCGUGUCCGAAUUCAUCGUUAGAGAUAAGUCUCAUCCUCAAUCUGUAACCAUUUACGGCUGUCUGGAUCGACUCGGGAGGCAUAUCGAGACCGUGGCAUACGAUUCCGGGUGUGCCGUUUUGGGAGAUGGAAGUAAUAAUACAUUUAUUUAGGAUUUAAAUCUCCUCACAAUUAUUCUGAGAUAUUUAGGAUUCA